GGAUCAAUCACUCUCCUUCACCACCCACGACCUCACCUCUCCACCGACACAUACCGCCAAUACCACCGUCAACAUGGGAGGAGUUUCCGUCAGAGAUGUCCCUUCGGACAAGUUCAUCGCCGCCUACGCCGCCUUCUUGAAGCGUCAGGGAAAGCUCCCAAUUCCAGGUUGGUCCGACACUGUCAAGUUGUCCCACGCCAAGGAGCUCCCACCACAGAGCCAGGACUGGUUCUACAUCCGCGCAGCCUCCGUUGCCCGCCACGUCUACGUCCGCAAGACCGUCGGUGUCGGCCGUCUCCGCAAGGCCCACGGUGGCACCAAGAACCGCGGUUCGCGUCCAUCUCACCACGUCGAUGCCUCCGGUGCCGUCGACCGCAAGAUCUUCCAGGCCCUCGAGAAGAUCGGUGUCCUCGAGACCGAUGAGGAGAAGGGUGGCCGCCGCAUCACUCAGUCCGGCCAGCGUGAUUUGGACCGUAUCGCCCAGACCACUCUUGAGGCUGAGGAGGAGGAUGAGGACGACGAGUAAAUGCGAAGUUCGAAAGGAUAAGCGUUUGAUCAAAAAUGGCUGGCACAUCUGAUGUGUUGCUGGUCGGGUUGACAAGACUGGGGAGGAAGUUCGAGGUGUAGCAUCGAGUUGGGCGUUCGGGCAUGACAGGUCGUCGUUUUC
Molecule: messenger RNA, 667 nt
Organism: Zymoseptoria tritici IPO323
Lineage: Eukaryota; Fungi; Ascomycota; Dothideomycetes; Mycosphaerellales; Mycosphaerellaceae
Product: 40S ribosomal protein S19
Exons: 3
Coding region: 74-526 (150 amino acids)
Biological process (GO): ribosomal small subunit assembly; translation
Cellular component (GO): ribosome; cytosolic small ribosomal subunit
Molecular function (GO): RNA binding; structural constituent of ribosome
Source: RefSeq, a predicted model, not a curated record